CGCGUGGCCGGGUCAAUCGGGGCAUCAUUGAUCGGUUGGACAUCGAGGGCUCAAGCACGACCACUGUGAAGAUGAAUUUCUUUGGCGCCAUUAUUGCGCUCGCCAUUUGUGCUCUAUGUGGAUUAACCCAAGCGGAUAUAUCGCUCAAGCUGCGACAGCAGCAACAGCAACAGCAACAACUGCAACAACAACAACAGCCGCUGAUCACCAAGGAGCAGUACUACAAGACGGGCAAUAGCUUCCAGGAGAGUAACUACGGCAACUCAGGCUAUCAGAUCUUUGAGGUUCAUAAUCAUUUUGCUGGCAAAGCUGGUCCCGCCUAUCUGCCACCUCAGGGUCAGAGUUCAAGUGGACAUGCCCAUGAUGAUAGCCUGGACUUGUCCUUCCUGAACUUUGCUGAUGCUUCAGCUCCAGCGCCAGCUUCGGCGACUCCCGCUCCUGCUGCUGCUGCUCCCAUUUCCGUGCCUUUCCCAUCAAACUAUCAGCAUGACUUCCAGCGUAAGGCUCCGGCUGCAUCUUCGUCUGUUGGUUACAGUGGCCAGGCCUAUCUGCCACCCAGCGCUCCGGCACCCAUUGUCCAACAGCAACAGCAAGUGGUGCAGCAGCAACAGCAGGUGAUUCCUCAGCAACAGCAGGUGGUGCAGCAGCAAGUGCAACAGCAAGUGCAACAGCAAGUGGUGCAGCAGCAACAAGUGCAACAGCAAUACACCCAACAGACCUACGAGGCACCCGGCUAUCUGCCACCCACUACUGCCGAGGAGAUUGCACCCGCAGUGUCCAAUUACCAAGCACCGGAUUACCUUCCACCCACGGCCACGCCCAUUAGCUAUCCUCAGCAACAGAAGGUUUUCCAAGGACCCACCUAUCUGCCACCCCAGCAAGAGCAAGUGCAACAAGUCCAAGUGGUGCAACAGCAGCAGCAACAACAGCAACAAGUGCAGCAGGUUCAGGAAGUUCAGCAGCAGCAGCAACAGAUUGCUGUGCAAACUCAGGGACAGGAAUAUCGGGCUCCUGGCUAUCUGCCACCUGGCUACGACUUCGCCAAUCCCGAUCAGUUGCCUUUGUCACUCACUCAGAAUGUUGCUAACUCGCAGAGUGUGUCUUCGGUUCAGAAUGUUGCCACCACACAGAGUGUUGCUGCGGUGCAACAAGUUGCUGGCGAGUACCGUGCUCCUGGUUAUCUGCCACCUGGCUACGAUGAGCCACGACCACAAGCUCCAAGCCAGAUCACCUACCAGCAGCAACAGCAGCAGCAACCACUGCAAGUCCAGCAGCAGCAACCACUGCAAGUCCAGCAGCAGCAACCACUGCAAGUUCAACAGCAGCAACCACUGCAAAUCCAGCAGCAGCAACAGCAACAGGUGUAUGUUGCACCUACCCAAGCCACUGUCAGCAAUCCUGGCGCCCUUCCCGAUGGCUAUGACUUUGUGAAGCCUGAAAACUCCGAGGCAGCCAUUGCCGAGCUGCACAGUCUUCAGACCCAAACGAAGCUGCUGAAGCAGCAGCAAGAGCAACAGUUACUGUUGCAGCAGCAGCAGCAACAACAACAGCAGCAACAACAGCAGCAACAGAUCGUGGUGCAGUCUCAGUUACAGGUUGCCCAGCAACAGCAAAGCGCAGACAUUGUCUAUGGCCGCCCCAAGUCGCAGCAACAGCAACCAUUGGCUCCUCAAAGCACACUGGCAACAUCUACUGCUGGCAGCUACCAGCAACAUUUCACGGCACCUGGUUACUUGCCACCAACGACCGCUGUUUCGGCUCCCGCUCCAGCUCCAGUUGCUGCCCCUGUAACCGUUUCCAUUCCAGCUCCUGCUCCUUUGGCCAUCCCUGCACCAGCUCCAGCUCCUGUUGCCGUUGUCCAGACAACAGCAACAUCUAGCUCUUACCAGCAGCAACAGCAGCAGCAAUACAGGGCUUCUGGUUAUCUGCCACCAACUGUUGCAGCUCCUGCCCCCGCUCCCAUUCAGAUUGCUGCUCCAGCUCCAGCUCCCGUUCAUGUUGCUGCUCCUGCUCCAGCUCCAGUGCGUGUUGCAGCUCCUGCUCCCGCUCCUGUCCGCGUGGCAGCUCCCGCUCCCGCUCCCGUUCGUGUGGCAGCCCCUGCACCCGCUCCUAUUCAUGUGCCCGGACCAGCUCCCAUUGCCAUUUCCCUGCCAGCUCCAGCUCCCACCCAGGGUACCCAUCUUCAUUCCCUGAGAAGCUACAUGAACACCGUUCAGCCCUUCGCCCGCUAUGCCGCUCAGCCAGUCACUGUACGCCAGCAAGUCCAGCAGCAACAGCAUCAUCAUCACCAUCAUCAUCAUCAGGUGCAACAGCAACAGAUCAUCGAGGUGGCACCCAUGUACCGUGAGCAAUCCAAGCGUCCACGUUUCUAUGCCCCAGCCUUUGUCAGCAAUGCUGUGCCCCGCCAGCAACAGCCCCAGCAACACGUGCAUCAGCACUACCAUCACCGUGCUGUGGUCCAGAGUCAGAAAUUGCAACCCAUAGCUGCACCCACUCUUAACUUCAAGACACAGCAAUCCCUGCAGAAGUUCAUGCCCAAGGAUGUUCAAGUGGCUGUGAAUGUGGCAAUGGCAGCCACGGCACCAAUUGUGGCACCACCAGCCCUGCGCGGCAGUUCACGAGUGCGAACCGUACAGAUUGUUAAGCCACAUGCCACACGUACGUUUAAGGUGCUCGAGCAACUCGAUCAGGCUGGCGUUAAGACCAUCAAGAUUCUUGGUGCCACCAAUGAACAGCCCCAGGGACGUCAUCAGGUGGUAAAAGUGGUUACUCAGAAUGCCCACAGCGGUGCCGAGAGUCAUGUGCAGACUGUUAAGAUCUACGAUGAUGUGCAGCAGCAACAGCAGCAGCCACUGAGAUUGCAGCAACAGAACAAUGGCUACUUGCCACCAGCUCGUCCCAGGUCGCGUAUCGUGCGUCAGGCAUCGAAGCCGCUGCGUCUGUAUCCCGUUGCCAGUCUCUAAGGAAUGGAAUGGGGUCAAGGUCAACUCCCAGCACUGAUUAGUUGUUAAUUUCAUCAUCGAGCGUCUAACUAACUAUUUUUUUUUUUUGUACAAAACUCUUUUUCGCUUUUUUCUACCUCAUUUUGCAUGCAUUUCUGUGCACUGAAAAAAAAAAACAAGCCACAAACCACAAAUCCCAAAUCGCAUUCGAAAUCAAAUCAUUUGCAUGCAAUAACAACCGAUUCGAAUUUCUUACCUAAUAAAUUUAUACUUACGUAAAAUAUGUAAA
Molecule: messenger RNA, 3231 nt
Organism: Drosophila eugracilis
Lineage: Eukaryota; Metazoa; Arthropoda; Insecta; Diptera; Drosophilidae
Product: mastermind-like domain-containing protein 1
Exons: 3
Coding region: 72-2963 (963 amino acids)
Source: RefSeq, a predicted model, not a curated record